AUGACGUCGUACUUAAUCUUCCUGGCUUGCAUCAUCAGAUCUUCGAUGACCGCUUCCGAUGCAAGGUUGCACACAUGUCGGAAAUGUCGUCUAACUUUUCCAUCCGAAGCGUCUCUAAUGCGUCACUCAGCCGCCCACUCGCGGGAGGACAUGUUCCCGUUCAAAUGUAGUUGCUGCAGACAGGCGUUUGAAUGCGAUCGUGGUCUUCGCCGACAUUCACAAGUGCAUGCUGACGUCGGUCCCCGUCGAUGUGAGGAAUGUUUCGGAAUAUUUAGGUCACCAUUAGCCUUGCGACGGCAUCUCGAUCAGUGUCGGCAAUGCUACAUUGCGCCAAUUCAAAAUGAAAUUAUGGUGUCGGUUCAUUCUCCUUUCGAUGCAUUUUCUUUCAUACCGUCUGAGAGUGAAGCGUUCUUUUCAUUUGACGGUUCCAGCAAGGAUGGCGGGAGUGGAUAUGAUGUUUCGUCACUAGGAUAUCAUCAUGUUCCCAGAAGAGCAUCACUACCCCUUCACCUGGAUCCAUUCGAUGUGUUUGCUCCAAAGAAGAAGGACAAAGAGGAUGACGAAGAUAGCGGGUUUCGUUCAAGAGUGAAUUCUGCUACUCAGUCGUGCUCUCCUGCAUCUUCGUCUGCACUUUCUUCGGAGGGUGGCUCUCCACAAAGGAAAAUUAGCACAUCGGAUGUCACAGACAAUACCAAUUCAUAUACUCUUGGAGGAUACGGCACUGGGCCAACGUAUGGUCAGCAACUAUUUCAUCCAUUCGAGUCCACUGAAGAUGGUACUAGUGGUUUUGCUGCUUAA
This is a messenger RNA of Necator americanus (New World hookworm), 798 nucleotides long. RefSeq lists its product as uncharacterized. NCBI's taxonomy places the organism in Eukaryota, Metazoa, Nematoda, Chromadorea, Rhabditida, Ancylostomatidae. The transcript is spliced from 7 exons. Bases 1 to 798 code for a protein of 265 amino acids. The record is from RefSeq and is a predicted model, not a curated record.